This is a messenger RNA of Anopheles funestus (African malaria mosquito), 4301 nucleotides long. RefSeq names its product sodium/potassium-transporting ATPase subunit beta-2-like. The coding region runs from base 216 to 1187 and encodes 323 amino acids. Gene Ontology annotation, biological process: intracellular potassium ion homeostasis; potassium ion import across plasma membrane; intracellular sodium ion homeostasis. Gene Ontology annotation, cellular component: sodium:potassium-exchanging ATPase complex. Gene Ontology annotation, molecular function: ATPase activator activity. The transcript is spliced from 7 exons. The record is from RefSeq and is a predicted model, not a curated record. Lineage: Eukaryota; Metazoa; Arthropoda; Insecta; Diptera; Culicidae.
CAGUUCCAGCGUCACUCGCGUACACCACGGACACGGUCAAGACGGACUUCCGAUACGAUCGCCAACGCCGAGACGUCUUCAGUCGGUUCUUGAUCGUUCGCGCAACCUGUAGCGUCUUGGGUUCGAUUUCGCAGUCUCUCGCGUACAACGUUGGUCGAUCGGCGACUCAAAAGUGCAUUCGUGGCAGUGUUAAUUAAUCCAUCUGUAAAGCAAUCAUGCCGAAACCGGUAGAAGAACCGUUCGACCAGUUCCAGCAGUACUACCGAACACCGAGCAAUCGGACUACGGCCGAGAACUUUCAGCUGUUUCUAUGGAAUCCGGAAGAGGGUGCCAUCUUUGGUCGUACGCCCUCCAGCUGGUCGAAGAUCGGCACCUUCUAUAUCGUCUUCUACAGUGUACUAGCCGCACUCGUUGCUGUGUGCAUGUGGGUCUUCUUCCAAACACUGGAUCCCCGCAUUCCCAAAUGGCAAAUGGACCAGUCCCUGAUCGGCACCAAUCCAGGAUUGGGCUUCCGUCCGCUACCGUCGGAGGAUAAUGUCGAGAGCACGCUGAUCUGGUACAAGGGCACGGACGAGAAGAACUAUAACAUGUGGACGAAUGCGUUGGACGAUUUUCUGCAAGAUUACAGAACACCCGGGCAGGUGUCGGGCCGCGGUCAGAACAUCUACAACUGCGACUACAAUCAGCCACCACCGAAGGGUAUGGUGUGCGACGUGGACAUCAAGCAGUACGGUCCAUGCACGCUGGAGAAUCACUACAACUAUCACAAGAGUGCACCGUGUAUAUUCCUAAAGCUGAACAAAAUCUAUGGCUGGGUGCCGGAAUUCUACAAUGAGUCGUCCAGGCUGCCCAAUAACAUGCCGGUCGAGCUGAAGGAGUACAUCAAGGAGAAGGAACAGAAGGAACUUCAUACGAUGAACACGGUUUGGAUAUCGUGCGAGGGUGAAAAUGCGGCCGACAUUGAGAACGUUGGACAGAUUCAGUACUAUCCGCGACGCGGAUUCCCCGGCUAUUACUACCCGUACGAAAACUCUGAAGGUUAUCUGAGCCCGCUCGUUGCGGUGCACUUUGAGCGACCAGUUCGUGGAAUUAUCAUCAACGUUGAGUGCAAAGCUUGGGCCCACAACAUUAAGCACGACAGACACGAGCGAAUGGGAACGGUUCACUUCGAGCUGAUGAUUGAUUAAGCGGGUUCGGCUUCCUAUGGGUGUUCCGGUGGCGCAAUGCGAUCGUGCGCUUCCUUCCGUUUUCUGGCGACACCGAAAUCUUUCGCACAGCAGGCCGAGGAGACUGAAUAGACUCAUCUCAACCAAAAAAACCGCGAUGCAGCGCUCCACCGCACCACCAUCUCUAAUAAGCGCAACAGAAUUUCGGAAUUGCAUCGAGAAUUAUGUGUGCGAUCGGCGGUUAGAAAGAGCAAAAGAUACACAGAUCCAUACACACAAGCACACACCCUCACAAAACACACCUCUUCCAUAACGGGCGCGUGGCAUUCUCGAGCCAAAACGUUGAAAUGCAAACGUUGCGCGUUUCUUUUGCAUACGGGCAAAAAAAGGGCCAUUUUUGGGGCAAUAUUUUAUCCACCGUUAAGAGCACCUCAAGUUUUAGCUAGAUCUUUAUUGUUUUGUCCUUCGUUAGUGCUGAUACGUGUUUAUGUUUUUCUUUUUACCGUUAAGACCACUUUUGCAGGCGGAUAGUGUUUGUUAAAGCGAGAUCCCUUUCUCAUCAUCAAUGAGCUUUGAUAUUGAUAUGAAUCUCUUUUAUGGUACGCGCUUAUGGCAGCUUACUAGAAUCUCGUUACAUCUCAAUUGUUCAAUUGUUCAAGUAAAAUCUAAAUCCCAUAUCUUACCCACUCUAACGUACAGUAGCAUACCAUUCUUGAUGAUCUCAACGAUCAAAUUGCCAAGAAGCAAAGAAGAAGAAAAAAAACGGUAUCUAUUAGGUCUAAUUCAAGGGUCUAAGUAAAGGGAAUGUUAAAGAACGGUUCUUGUACAUCUGUAAAUAUAUGAUCGCGGGAUAAAGAUCACAUCUAGAUCGCUGCGAGUAUAAUAAUAACAUCGUAACAUGGAUUAUUAAAUUAUGCUAGAAGCGAGCGUAUCGGGUGGAACGCUUCGAAAGCUAUUCCAUCUAGGUACGGCGCAUCACGUUACACCAUGCAUACCUAGCUACGUCACACGUAUAUUAUCUACAUCGUUCGAUUUUGUACUACUGCCAAUUGAGCAAUAAUAAGCGACUAAAAAUAUCCAUCCCUACUGUUCAUAACUGCUCGAACGAACAUCACGCUUGCAUCGUAAACUAACGCUUUGAGAGUAUGUGAAGGAUUCUUCCUCGACGACAUGGCACAAAACCUUGAUGACGCGAAUUUGCUCGUUCUAUAGUAUUACUAUUAUGGCAGGUUUUUGUUAUUAUCCCACGAUAUACAUCUCAAAAGCUGCUUGUCGUUUCAUUUAGAAAAAAGGCACCCACCCCCGUUUAGUUAGUCACAGCAUUAGUUCGAUUUCUGUUCUUUCCUUUACAAAACUGCACGCUUUAGUGUGUCAAAAUAACAAAACAAAUGAUCUAAGGGAACAAAUCAAUGUAGUAGUAGUAAUAAUAGAGAAGAUAUAUUAUAUUUAAUUAUGAACAGAUCAUCGAUCGAUCAGUAUCGAUCGACAGAUCCUGACGUUGAUGGAAAACGGUUGCAAUCUUACAAACACCACCUAAAAAAACAAAACAAACACACCCAAAAACGGUUUAGCCCGUUAAAGUAGUUCACAUUUUGGAUGUCUUUUACCGAGCAUUAUUUACUGUGUUCAACUCAAGUGCCAAUCAGUAGAAAGAGUACUAAACAAAACUCUAUCCGUUGCAGCCAUUUUUUGCAAGAAAAAAAAUUUAAGCUAAAACUACAACCAAACAAGCAACGGCAUCUGCUUCUUUGUUAAGCCGCAAAGAUGGCGCUACACAAUCGCAGGAAAAGCUUGGGCAGGGUUCGUCAACCUAAGUAAAAAAGCGUUAGUGUGGAAUGUAGAAAAACGUCGUCGUUUUUCCCGUUGUGAAAAACGUGCAACAAAUCGUGUGACAUUUUGUGAAAUUUUAACUCUCUUUCUUAUUCAAAAACCUAGAUAGCUGAUUUUUCCACUAACAAUAGUUGCUCUCAUUCGUAAAAGACGUUCGUAACAAGCUAAGAAUUGCAAUUGCAAAUGCUUUUAAUUAAUGUUUUCAACACGUGAUUCAUCACACAUUUUCACAACUAGUAGAACGUGCAUUUUGAUAUAUGUUAUUUCACUAUAUUUCACCAAUCGAUUACCAUCACAGAGCCUUACUUUAUUGGUGCGUUUUAAAAAUGCGUUCAUUCUAUUGCUAAAGAAAACAAUCCUUCCUACCCUUGUAGAGUUUAGUUGUACAGUUUAGUUCCCUCGGUGUGUCCCUUCUCCCUUCUUCUUCGUAUCUCAUCAUGAGCGCAUGUGUGUGUGUUUGUGUUUGUCGGUAGAUUCGCACUAGCAGGAAGUUGUGUGUUAUGGUUUUAAAUUGUUAUCACUAAAAAAAAAGAAUGCUUUUCCGCCCAACACACACGGUGCGAAACUCUCAAUUUAUGCGUAAAUUAUUCUCCCAAGAAUCUAGAACAAUUCUGUCACAAUUCGUCCAAGGAAUCUAAAUUCCGCUCUAAUUUUAUUAUUUGUUUGUUUGCAAAAAAUGUGUUAACUAUAUCAAUCUACUAUCUAUCAAUCGAUCGUGAAAACAAAAACCAGCAAUAUUAAAACAUGUUACAAAAAAUGUCUAUGUGUGUGUGUUUUCGCGCUAAAGAUUAAAAAACAGAUUUAAAAAAAAAGACAGUAGUACGGUAAAAAGAGUUUCGAAGGAUUUGCAGAACCAGCAGGAACCAACGUUAGGUAGAGAAAGCUAUAAAAGAAACAUACAUCUCAUUAGUGGGCACCUUUUUUCUCUUCAUCACCCAAAAUCGUGCUACUGGCCAUAGGGCAAAUUACACGGAGAUUGCCGAAAAAAUUAAUGUUUAGCAAAAUGGCACUACCAGGCACAAUUUAGUAUUUCCCCGUUUUCUCUUUGCUCCAUAAGAUUUGUAACGCUGUUAGUGGGAACGAUAGUAAAAAGGUAGCUUAGCCAUCAUAGAAUGCUUCAAAUCCCCCUUCCAAAGUCCCGUACAGUGGCCAUCGUUUUUACCCUUUCGCAAGUAUUGCUAUAGAUAGUGCUAUAAUUGCAGAUAGACAGCGAAAACAUGGAAGAAAGGAAAUGAAUCUGCAAGAAGAACUUGUGUAUCUAUAAUACCAAUCGAUCCGAAUAAAGAUUACAAAAUGGAAAGACCA